UUAAUGAUGGAAGGGAAAUAUUUAUUUAUGUAUGUUGCAUGUAUGACUUUAGCUGUCAAUGUGAACCUGGGUUUAGGCGAUGAUGAUGAUGAAGUAAAUGUAGCGAUGGAGUGUGGCCGUCAAAAGUUGGAUGCAAUAACAUAUGACGAACUUCUAAGAUAUGGUGGAAGUGUAUUUCAGAAGGCUGGUACAGAAGACUACUCAAAUAUUGAGUUGGAUUCCAAGCGGCAUCAGGUCAUAGUCGGAGCAAAAGAUAACUUAUUCCGUCUUGGUGAAAAUGAUCUAAAUGAGUUACAGGCUGUAGAAUGGCGACCAGAUGACCGUACCCAAAUGAAAUGUGCCAGUAAGGGAGAAUCAUUGGAAAAUUGCUGCAAUUUCAUCCGUGUGUUGCUUCCUAAAGAUGAUAGUGUGUUUACCUGUGGUACCUAUGCUUUCUCCCCUCAGUGUACUUGGAGGAAGAUUUCUAACCUGACAGAAGUAAGCAGAACCAUGGAUGGCAUUGCAAAGUGCCCUUACAACCCACAUCACAAUGCAACAGCCCUUCUCACCAGCUCAGGGGAUCUUUACAGCGGCACUGUAAUGGACUUCAUGGCCCGUGACCCAGUUGUCUACCGUACCAUGGGACCAUCACCCCAGCUCAGGACCGCCCAACUCAACUCCAAAUGGUUAAAUGAACCCAACUUUGUCGCGUCCUUUGAGAUUGAUCCAUACAUCUACAUAUUCUUCCGUGAAACAGCAGUAGAAUAUACAAAUUGUGGAAAGGCUAUUUACUCUAGGGUGGCGCGUGUUUGUAAGAAUGAUACUGGUGGUGAGUACAUGCUGAUUGAAAAUUGGACAACUUAUGUGAAAGCCAGACUUAACUGUUCCAUUCCAGGAGAAUAUCCAUUCUAUUUCCAUGAAAUACAGAGUGCUGUUUACGACAACAAAGAUGGUAUCAUUUAUGGAGUGUUCACCACCCAGCGAAAUGGUAUGAGUGGUUCGGCUGUAUGUGCCUUCGACAUAGCAUCAUUUGACAAUGCCUUUGAAGGGCCAUAUAAAGUACAACAUAAGGAAGGCUCGUGGGGUCCACACCCAAACAACAGCCCAAAUUUCAAGUGCCAUCUGAAAGAGGGUCGCAAUAAGCAGAAGUCGGACCGCAGCCUUAAGGAAGCAGCGCGAUUUCAACUUAUGGAUCGUGCGGUACAACCACUAUUAAACAAGCCGGUUCAUGUUGAGGCCGAAGGAGAGGAAAGAGUGACUCAAGUGAGUGUUGACAAACUUGUUGUGAAAGGGCAAAGUUACCGCGUAGUUUUCCUUGGUACAGAGGGGGGAAAAGUCAAAAAGGUUGUAACUCUGCCAGGGCAAGUGUCAUCAUGUGUAGUAGAGGAGAUUCACCUGAUGCCUGAAGAUGAGCAUGCUAUAGUCAAAACAGUGAAACUUGACGUUGAAAGGGGGAUGUUGUAUGUAGGACUACAGAACAAGGUAAUGAAGGUACCGGUGCAAAGGUGUGGGCGAUUCAUCACAGAGGUAACGUGUCUUAAUGCAAUGGACCCGUAUUGUGGAUGGCAAAAGAACGAAGCGAAGUGUGUUUCAAUAUACCAAGUAUCUGAUUUUGAAGGAUGGAUACAAGACAUGUCUUCUUGCCCCAUCCUUAGUGGUCCAAUUGAUGGAGGUUAUUCUAAGUGGUCAGAUUGGGCCAAUUGUAACAGUCCAAACGGUUGGGAGCAAUGCAUGUGUCGAACCAGGAUAUGUGAUAGUCCUGCUCCAAAAUGUGGUGGUAUGCCGUGCUUGGAUGCAUCCAUUGAAGUGGUCAACUGUACAGUUCUCGGUUCAUGUCUACAACUUAUAAACUUCAUCCAGGCAUCUUCAACAGGUGGCAGUGUUAUUAGCACCUGGGGAGAUUGGGAAGAGUGGACGGAAUGUUCGGCAAAAUGUAAUGGCGGUUUUCGAUCACAUACGCGGAAAUGUCCGGAUGGAAAACAAUGUGUUGGCAACUCCAUCGAAUGGGAAGAAUGUAAUACAGAACCUUGUCCAGAUAAACGAAGAACAUCGCCAUGGACAUCGUGGACAGUUACAAAUAUAACUGAAAAGGGGUACAUGUUGAGACGUGUGCGGUUUAUGUGCCGUGCACCUGUGCCAGAGCAGGAACGUAUCAAUGUUGCAAGAAUCAAAGAAAGUCAGAAGACCUGUCGAUUUGAUGACAAGAGUUGCUGGGAUCAGUCAGGUAAUUUUGGAGGCUGGACUGCUUGGUCAGAAUGGAAAGAGUGCUCCGUGUCUUGUGGUGAUGGGGUUGAAGUGAGGUAUAGGGGUUGUUUUCCUGGAAGCAAUCUCUGCAUAGGGCCUGACUAUGAAACAAGAUCAUGUAGCAGACCUACUUGUCCAGUAAAUGGCGGAUGGUCAUGUUGGACUGCUUGGGGCGAGUGUACGGCAAAAAUCAGUGGGACCGAGGGUCUUAAACAACGUUAUCGGCAAUGUACCAACCCGGAACCUGCAUUUGGAGGCACAGACUGUGUCGGAAAUUCAACAGAGAUUGUCAUAUGUAUAAAAGAGGAAUGUAAACCAGAAGCAAAAUAUGUCACAUCGGAUGGUUUCAAGAAUUGGAAUAAGUGGACAAAAUGUAGCGCCGAGGGAAAGCGCCACCGCAGUCGGCAGUGUUCUACACGUAACCCAUCAGAAGGGAUGUGUCUUGGUUGUGCAAAAGAAAUUGAAUAUUGUCACAAUGGGAACAGGAUCUCAAGAUCUGCAGACAGUUAUCUUCCAUUCCAAGUUGCAAGAGCAUCAACAGCUGAAGAUGGACGGGAAGAUCCAGCGGAGGAACCAUGCAAGAGCAUUACCAGUCUUCAGUUAACUUACCUUAUCUUAAUCUCACUCGGCUCUGCUCUCAUCGGAGCAGUCCUAGCGCUCUCUUGCUAUUUCUCAUACGAGAAGUGUAAAAAACGCAACCAGAAGAAACCGCAGAUUACGCAGCUCACAGAACAUGAGCCGGAACUAUUUCCCGAAGGCAUGGAAACAAUCAGGCAUUCUAUUUUAUCACGGGACAUUACCAAGAAGGAAAAUUUCCGGCAUUCAUUCAUUUCGCAAGAUGAAGAUUUUGAAAUUAGUUUCAAUGCGGGUACUCCGCAGAUCACAAAUCCAGAGUCAUAAAUGCGGGAAUGACUCAAUACCUUGAGAUUAAGGAAGCUAAUAUAUAAGUGUACUUAUUAAGACUAAACUAUAACCGCAAUUAUUUAUGCUGUAAAUGAUAAUUUGCCAGAGAACGUGAGAAAUUAUCAAGAUCAACUCGUACUUAACAUGUUUUCUUUAGGGUUAUUGAAUGAGUGUUGAGUUCACUUUUCAGUCGGUUUAGGGUCUUAACAGAUACAAAUGGUAGAUUUUCAGAGCCAGUCAUCCUGUAGUGAUUAAAUUCACCCAUACUCAGUACUUGAUUCUGUCUGAUAUAUACAUCAUGUGCUAUGAUUUUAUUCACAAAUUUCAAAUCAAAAACUUUGUCAUACAAAAAAAUUGUACUACAGGAUUUGUCCUGGUUUUUAUCGGAUAACUUAUUCAAUAGUAAAUUAUUAUAUUGUAUUUUGAAAAACAAAAUUUUGUUUAUAUAAAUUUUCUACAUACCUUGAUUGGCAAAAAAAAUAAUAUAGAAAAUAUUAAUGCCAUUUUAAUUAAUAUAAUGGUAUAAUAAUUAUAUCAAACUUGAUAUUCUUUGGAGGGAUUAUUUUUAGAAUACCAUGAAUGUUAUAUUAUUUAUAUGUAGAAUAAAAUAUAUUGAGUUUGAAAAAUAUUGCACCAUCUCAGACACAGAUAUAUUGAUAGACCUUUUAUAUAAAGUAAAAUUUUGAAUGUAAGUUUGUAAUUACUGUAAUGAGAUACAAUAAGGGAUAUUAACAAUUAAGAUCUUGAUUUCUUUCUUACAUCAAAAAGUAUAUGGGUAUGGGAUUUAUAAAUUUUUUGCAUCUUGGUUUUUUUUCUUUUAAAUUUACAGCUUAUUUAAGAUAUGCAUCAUACACUAUAUUAUGAAUAUAUCACAAAAGAUCAUAAAUGUAUUGGUAUAUUUUUUAUUGCUUGAAAAUAUGAUAUUAAUAUAUGUAUUGAAUAUUCACACUGCUGAGUUAUGUAAAUUGUAUAUGGAUGCUAAUAUUGUAUUCUAUGUUUAAUUUUGUUUAUAUUUUGCAUUAUUGAUAUGCAUUUCUAUGAGGGUAUGUUUAACAGUGCUUAGCUUGCUUUGAUUAUUCGCUGUUAAUUUCCUAUUGUUAAAAUUUUCCACAUCACAUUGUAAAGCAGUAUGUUCUGAGUGGCCUUCCCGAUUUCAGAUUAGGAUUAGGAGAUUAUUACUGUAUGCUUAUAACUUACACUGUAACAGCCUAUUUAUUUAUUUGUAUAUUUAUUAAAACUCGAAUGGGAUUAGUAAUGCUGAAAUUAACUGAGUGAAAAAGAAGUCUAUCAGAGGCUUAUUUUUACCUUGUUUACAUUGAAGGAGAAAUUAUCAACAAAUGGGUCAUAAUAUGUUGUUAUGCUUCUUAAAACUGUAGAAAUGUAUUUAUUUAUUUGUAUAUGUACAAGUGGAUUAUUAAUGCUGAAAUGAAUUAAAUGAAAAAAAUAUAUAUCAGAUCCUUGUUUUUACUUUGUUUACAUCAAAAAGAAAACAGACAUAAAAACGGCAUAUUAUGGAUUAUAUAUAGAUUUACAAAUCAUCAAAUAAACAUCCUUAAUACGCAUUGUUGUUUUCUCCAGUCUGUAAGCAGCUUAAAUUCUCAGCCAUGCUGCUGUGUUUUACAGUAGCUAAACACUACAAUUAAACAUACAGUAUACCGGAUUCUACUGUUUGGUAAAUUCUACUGGACUUUAGUUGAAUGUUAAUUAUUCAAAUGUUCCAAUAUGUUCAUUUUUAUUAUUGCUUGGAUUUUAGAAUAUUUUGAUGCAUUCCUUAUCUGGACGAAGCAAGGAUUUGCUAUCAAAUCUGAGCAUGAUGUUUUUACAGAGAGUGGUCAGUGUUGGUAUGUUUAUACUUUAUCCAUUAUGGAGGUUUAUUAAAUAGAAUUUAUAAUGAAACUAACUCAGCAUUGUUUGGUGGGUGAUAGAGAGCAGCUGCCUUAUUGGUUGUUAACUAUCAUCCAAUCAGAAUCCAGCAUUAUAAAUGGGUAGGCGGCAAUCAGGUAGGAUUUGUUAAUUGUUCGGCCAAUCACAAUUAUUUGAUUAUUUACUGUAGCAGGAAUUGAAAAAUUAUCCAAUUUAAUCAGUAUUUAUCUUCGACAAUUGUUUGUUUUAACAGAAAUAUGUUUUGGAAUAAUUAAUUCUGUGUCUGCCUCUGCAUUAAAUAAUUGAAUCUUCAAUUAUCAAAUAACUCUGCACUGCAGACCACAGUGUAGAGCAGUAUACUUUUAUUGUUUAUGUGGAUUUAAGAUGUUUCAAAUAAGAACGUGGUGAAGUAUGAAAGCAAUAUCUAUGCUUGUAGAUGAUAAAAUAUUUAUGACUUAAAAAGUAUACUUUCUCUUGAAUGUAUAUAAUGUAUACUUGUACUUCUCUGUUUGAACCUAGAUAUUGUUUUUACAUUUGCGCCAUUAUUUUUCAACACUUGUUUGGGGAACACGGUUUUUUUCUCAUUAAAUAGAAACUCCUUAAGCUGAGCUGAGCUUUGAUAAUUUUUUACAUUUUUUACUUUGUUAGUUUUAAUGAAAUUUGUAAUACAACAGGGUUAAGAUUAUGCUUGGAACUUGCAGCACAAAUGGGUUUAUUUUGCAGGGAGCAUUGAGAAUAGCUAAAGGCCUGUGCCUUGUAAAUGUCCGCUUAGAACACAACAAACAAUCCGAAUAAUUAGAACAAUCAUAUAGCAAAUAUUCAAAUAGUCUGGUUUUAGCUUAUAUUGGUCGGCAUAAUUAACCUAUUGAGUCACGUGGACCUUUCUGUUUCUGUUGAUUGGUCAGUUGUAAAGUUCGAUUGCCACUCCAGAAAUGUUAAUUGAAAUAUAUUUGCCUUGGCGAUGCUUUAAUAUCAUUUAUUGGUAUAAUCAUACAUAGUAUAUAGUUAUGGUGUAUAAGUCACCUUCAAAGUUUAUUCAUUGGAUCAUUAUUUGUUUCAAUAUUGUAUUUGUUUUCUCUUUGUAACUGCCUAGUACCAUAUUGUGUAAAUGACCUGUCUGCUCUGAGCAAAUGUUUUAGAAUGCAUUAGAAGUUGAAGAUGUUGCAACAAAAUCUUUACAUAGCAGCACAAUUAAUUGAAUGAUAAAAUAAAUCCUUUUGUAACAUAAAA
This is a messenger RNA of Anneissia japonica, 6219 nucleotides long. RefSeq names its product semaphorin-5A-like. The transcript has 25 exons. Gene Ontology annotation, biological process: positive regulation of cell migration; axon guidance; negative regulation of axon extension involved in axon guidance. Bases 4 to 3123 code for a protein of 1039 amino acids. The record is from RefSeq and is a predicted model, not a curated record. Gene Ontology annotation, molecular function: chemorepellent activity; semaphorin receptor binding. Lineage: Eukaryota; Metazoa; Echinodermata; Crinoidea; Comatulida; Comatulidae.